AUUUAGAAUUGAAAAUAAAAUAUUUAUAUAAAAAUAAAUGAAAACAAAAAUCUGCGCGGUUGCGCGGAUCGAAAUCUAAUGAUGAUGUUAUAGUAAUAAUAAUGAUGAUGUUGACAUGAUUAUGGUGGUGAAGUUAUAGCGACGAUGAUGAUAAUGGUAUAACGGUACCAAUUCAUUAAGUUCAAAAUUAACUCAUAUGGUGCUAAUGUGUAUGUUUUAUUGAAUUUUUGUCACUUUUUCACUCAAUUUUUUUUUUUGGGUUUAGUUAUGUAAACCAUUGAUAUAUAUAUACCUUUAACGUAAGCAUUGAUAUAAAAUGAUAUUCUCUGUUUUAUAAUAUAAGUAGUUUUAUCAAAAAAAAAUUGUUUCACAAUAUAAGUAGUUUUAACUUUUCAAUGAAACUUUUAUAUUUAUUAUAUAUUGUAUGACCAAUUAAAUUAUGUAUUUUUUUAUAAUUGGUUGAAAUUAUAUAUUAAAUGUUAUUUUUUAAUAAGUAACCACUUUCUUAAUAUUGAUUAUUUUAGCUUAAAACUAUUUACAAUUUGAAACUACAAAAUAGAUAAGAUUUCAUAAAUAAUUGACUCUUUUAAUAGGUAUUUACAUUUUUUUAUGCGCAUUACUCGAGGCUUAUAAAGUUAUAAUACACCAAUAUGCAUAUAUAUAGGCUCAUAGCUUUACGAUUCAUUCGCUCUCUCUCAACUCUUUCAUCUUCCCUCAGAAUCUUCUUACGAGAAAACAGCCACGCAGCAAAGAAGGUAAGACGAUGUUCACGUUGGAGAGCUCCGACGGUUUCUUAUUUGUGGUUGACGAAGCGGUCGUACUUCAAUCAGUGAUACUGUCGCCUAUGGUUCAAGAUUGCGCCGGUCGUGAAUACCCGAUCACCAACGUCACAGGCAAAAUCCUCAAGUUAGUGAUUGAAUACUGCAAGAAUCACGUCGUCGUCGACGGUGGCGAUUCUUCUUCCUCCUCCGGUGAUGCUCUCAAGAAGUGGGACGAUAAGUUCAUCACGCAAAUGGAUCUGUCCACGGUCUACGAUCUCCUCAUGGCUGCGAACUACCUAAGCAUCAAAGGUCUUUUUGAUCUCGCUUGCCAGAGAGUCGCUGACGUGAUCGCUGCAUGCAAAGACCAUAAGGAGAUUCGUGCAAUGUUCGGCCUCGUGAACGACUUCACAGCAGAGGAGGAAGCAGAGGUUCUCAAGGAGAACGAGUGGGCUUUUGAUUGAUGAAUGAAUGAGCGGGUUAAUCUAAACCCCUAGCUACUCUUUCUUUUCGAAUCUUUGUGUUUACGGAUCUUUAGAUCGAUAAUAGUUGAACAUGGCUUUCUUGUUUUUGAUUUUGAUAAUAUCAACAGUGUUCUUGAUCGAUAUUAGAUGAACAGAAAGUCUUAUAAAGUAAGUUGUUGUUGAUCGUAUGAGUUUAUGCUUUCUGAAUUGGGUUUCAAAGUCUCGGACUAUAGUAGAAUCGUUACAUCGAUAACCAUGAGAACAAGAGAGUUGUGUUCACUAAACAAGACUCGUCUUUGGCUUGCAGAACAAGAAAAGGCAAUUCUUGAUUAAUCUUAAACAAGAUCAAGAAAACAGAGGAUGAUGAUAAACUUCAUAUAUCUAGAAGAAGUUUUUGUAUGUGAAGCUUGUGUUUUAAGAAAUCUUCUGUCAAUGAUCUCUUUCUCUAUUAGUUCUGACUCACCGCCAUUGCUCUCUGGUACCAAGGUUUUCUGUUUGACAAUACAGUUACGUCACACUAACGCAUCCUCUUUCGGUGAUUAGUAUAAAUUAAACCCUUAAUAUUAAUUAAUUAAUUACAUGUAAAAAAUUUGUUUUUCUUCUACCAAGCGAGUACAAAAUGUAAAUGGAGAAGCUAACUGAUUUUAAACCUCCUUAAAUGGUGUAAUUAAUUAGAUUUCCAAUUUUGGGUUAGUGAAA
This is a messenger RNA of Brassica napus (rape), 1921 nucleotides long. Its product is annotated as SKP1-like protein 13. Gene Ontology annotation, cellular component: nucleus; cytoplasm. Bases 764 to 1222 code for a protein of 152 amino acids. Gene Ontology annotation, molecular function: cullin family protein binding. The record is from RefSeq and is a predicted model, not a curated record. The transcript has a single exon. Lineage: Eukaryota; Viridiplantae; Streptophyta; Magnoliopsida; Brassicales; Brassicaceae. Gene Ontology annotation, biological process: SCF-dependent proteasomal ubiquitin-dependent protein catabolic process.